Molecule: messenger RNA, 2722 nt
Organism: Durio zibethinus
Lineage: Eukaryota; Viridiplantae; Streptophyta; Magnoliopsida; Malvales; Malvaceae
Source: RefSeq, a predicted model, not a curated record
UUUUUUCCUUUUUUUUUUUUUGUAAUAAAAACAGCAAGGCCAGAAGGCCUCUCCCAGUCAGCGAAGUCCCACAGAAAACGACCGCCAAAGGGAAAGGCUUUUGUUCUCUAUAUGUAAAAUCAGUUCACAAUUUUCCAUUCCCGGAUUUACCCAGAUUUUAGUUGAAGAAAAAAAGAAGCUAGAUUCUAAAGAUUGAAGAACAAAGGCAUGGGGAUUGGAGAGAGUGUGAUAUAAAGAGAGAGUGAAGUACAAAGGGUGAAUCUUUGUUGUGUUAUGGCAUGCCACAGUUACACGGAGUUUUGCACUGAAGGAGUUAGUUCAAUUUUCGAUUUUGGUUUUGUGUUUUUAUCUUUCCCUUGUAAGGAUCGUUUCCAAAAGUUGGAUCCUUUGAUUCUUCCUUGAAGUAAAAAAGAGAGAGAAAAGGCAAUGAAAAGUUUUGGGGUUCAUCUAUUCUUCCUAGUCUUUCUUGCUCCAGUUGCAUCUGUGUCUGUGCAAGCUUUCACUGGAACGUAUGGCAUUAAUUAUGGAAGAUUUGCAAAUAACAUCCCUUCACCUGAUGAAGUUGUCACACUUCUUAGGGGAGCAAAAAUAAGGAAUGUUCGAAUUUAUGAUGCUGAUCAAAGUGUCCUCAAAGCAUUUAGUGGGACAGGGCUGGAAAUCGUGGUUGGACUCCCAAAUGGUAAUCUGAGUGAUGUGAGUGCCAAUGCCGAUCAUGCUAUGAGUUGGGUCAAGGACAAUGUGCUGGCAUAUCUUCCUGAUACACGUAUUUGUGGGAUCGCUAUAGGGAAUGAAGUCUUAGGAGGGAGUGGUGAAUUUUCGGGAUUUCUUCUAGGUGCAGUUAAGAAUGUUUACAAUGCAGUAAAUAAGCUUAAGUUAAGUGAUGUAGUUCAGAUUACCACGGCACAUUCACAGGCUGUUUUUGCUAAUUCCUUCCCUCCCUCAUCAUGUGUAUUCCAAGAUAAUGUUGUUCAGUACAUGAAGCCACUCUUAGAGUUUUUUUCACAAAUUGGCUCCCCUUUCUGUUUAAAUGCUUACCCAUUUCUAGCCUACAUGAGUGAUCCAGAGCAGAUUGAUAUUAAUUAUGCUCUCUUCCUACCAACAGAGGGAAUAAAUGAUGCGAAAACUAAGUUGCAUUAUGAUAACCUUCUUGAUGCUCAGAUUGAUGCAGCCUAUGCUGCAUUAGAAGAUGCUGGAUUUGAAAAGAUGGAAGUCAUUGUCACAGAGACCGGGUGGGCUUCACGUGGAGAUGAGAAUGAAUCUGCGGCGACACCAAAUAAUGCAAGGACAUUUAAUUACAACUUGCGAAAAAGGCUGGCAAAGAUGAAAGGAACUCCACUCAGGCCAAAAAAUGUGGUUAAGGCAUAUGUUUUUGCGAUCUUUAAUGAAAAUUUGAAGCCUGGGCCAACUUCUGAGAGGAAUUUUGGACUGUUUAAAGCUGAUGGGAGCAUCUCAUAUGAUAUUGGGUUUCAUGGACUUAAAUCUUCAUCUGCAUAUUCAUCAGUCUUGUCUUUGAAGCUUGAAGAGGAAGAACACGAUGAGGAUAGAGAAGACAAAAAGAGAGAAAGUAGAGAGAGAUAGAUGAACAAGGAUGAGUGUGGAGAGAUUCUGAUUUCAAAUUCCAAUAAUCAAGUCUAAAGCCCAAAAAUCAUAAUAACAAGUUUUUUUUAGGGGAGGAAAGGCUUAAAUCUCAAAAGGCAACGGUUUCAAGCCAUAAAUAAAUAAACAGAUUAACAAAAAACUAAUUUCUGUUCCUAAAUUUCUUAGGUAGUGAACCUCCUGUGUUACUUCCUUUCUCCAUCCUGCGUGAAAGGAAGUUUCUCUAAUUAAUAUGAACUGAUGAGUAAAUAAAUCAUUGCAAGGGACAGAAAUGUAGUUGAAAGAUUGGAUAAGGUCUUCCUAGGUAAGGUUAACCUCCUUUUAUGUGAUGCAAAGCUACUCCAAUUUGCCAGUUUUCUUUCAGACUACCUGUUGCUGGACCAAAGCCAAUUACUAUGCAUAUGAUGCUGGAAGGAUGCCAAGUACCCAUAGAAGGGUCAAUUUGGUGGCUGAAUGCUAGUAUCCCCAACCAAACCAAUGCAGCCUAACAACUGUUUCCAGAACUUACCCUCAAUCAGAUUAGCUAAAAUUUUCAUCUGUUUGCCUUGCCAAAGGUUACUCUAUCAUCAUACACAACUUAUUAACCAUUUCUACCGGCUGAGAUUUGGUUCCAAAAGUGAUAAAAGGUUUCUUACCGAGUUCAGCUUUCAAUUAGCCUUUGCACUGAAUCUACUUCAUCAAGUGUUACCAUGGAUCCCUCUUUACAAUGCACUAGGACUUUUAUUGAGGACAACUAAAAAAUCAUACCAUUGCACCAAUGCUACAUGGGAAGCACUUCCUUCAAUUAGAAGUAUCUUGUUUAGAUGCCAUAUGUUCUACGUAGUCUUUAAUUUACUAGUACUUUAUUCAUACUUGUUGCCUUGUGGGAUUGAUUCCUUGAUGGCAUGAACAACAAUCCCUGAUUUAACUGUACAUAUCUGAUAUACUAUUUGAUUAAUGGACAGUGGCUUUGUUUGGUCUGUUGUCUAGUUUGUAACAAGAUCUCCCUUCAGUUAUUAUGCAUAUAUCUGUGUUCUUUGUCAAUAAAGUGAACAAAAAGAUGUUGCUUCUGCUUGCAUCUUGAUAAAAUGUAGCCUUGAACAUAGCAUAUAUGUGGUUUAGUGAUUCACUUGUUUGUGAUGACUUG